GUACUAUGUUUAUACCAUGUACAUGUACAUGUACUUGCAACUCGGGCACAAACUUGCAAAUAAACUUCUUAUAUUGUUUCCAUUGAAAGAGCUCCCACAAUUACAUAUUUCAAGUAAAAUGGUGUCCAGGAGUUUAAAAAGUGUUUUCAUUAGUAAUGAAAAUAGAGAAUACUCAGAGAGAUGGAAUUAGUUUCUGACUGUCACACACAGUAUAGCCUCUACCAGGCUCUGCAGAUCGGUGGUCUGAUAGUAGAAACUGGACAUAACUCUGCAUGUUUAGCUUAUGCCUGUACUGCUGAAAGCAACCGAUAUGUCUGUCUAUAGCACCCUUGCCGAGUUGGUAUUUGCAUAAUGAUGAACUGCAAUGACAAAAAUAGAGUCCAUAGUACGCUAAGGCAGUCGGCCGGCCAGAGGAGUUGCCAAUAUUCAAUUUAGAAUGCUUUCAAACAAUUUGGCAUACAGUAUUAGGUUUUGCAAGCUAUUGUUACUUUUCCCCCCGUGGUCAAUUAUGGUUCAUUCAAACUUGACCACGGUAAUCAACAUAGUUGUAGCCAAUUUGCCGGUUCUGCGUCAGCAUUAUACAAUCCAAACAAGCAUGUAAUGCAAUUAUAAAUUGGAGUUCAGAAACAGAUUUGUUGUAGUCCAGACUUACACAAUCUAGGACUUAAACACUUACAAUGGGCUCCUUGAGAGUUAUGAAAUCUUUAGCUCUCUCGUGUAUUUUCGUCCUUUGCUGUGGUACGGAAGUCUUUGGAAUUAUAACUGCGCAACAAGCAGCUCAUUUGAAAGGUACUUGAUAUCUUCUCUCCCUUUCUAUAAAGUGGUUUUAAUAUUUAACCAUAUUUGAAGUAGAAUCUGCUAUUUGAAAUGCUGCUGACUUCAUAUUCUUUGCGAGAAAGUUCUAACUUACCAUUAUAUUUAGCACGAAUUUCAGAGAUAAAGGCAAAAGUUGACAGAGUGAGUUUGCGGGUUGUGGAAAACAAGGAUCUGUUCACCUCCUUGUUGCAGAAAGGCCUUCCUUCUUUGGACCUUCCAACCGUUGAGCCGUCUAUACCUGCUUCCACCACAACUGUUGCAGCCACAACGCCUUGCCCAAACACCGAUACUGAGACUGUCAGCGCCUGUGAGAGAAACAUAUUGCAUCUGUCCUGUACGUGCGGAAAGACCAUCGUGAUCGUGGACGCCAUCUUCGGUCGGACGGUUGGUCGGUCCCAUACCUGUUACUGUUGGACAUGCGACACCAACUGUCGAGCAAGGAACAGCCUGUUCAUAGUGAGGAGUCUCUGUCAGGGACUACAGGCGUGCAACGUGUUGGCAAGUGAGGCUAUCUUUGGUGACCCCUGUGCGGGUACCCAGAAGUACUUGGAGGUAUCAUACCGCUGUAUUUCAGAAAGCAAUGUAGCCAUUGGUAAGACAGCAACACAGAGUUCCAUGUACAAGCCUUUUUAUGAAGCUGGAAAGGCUGUGGACGGUGUCAGGGGAACCAACGGCGCCUUGGGCUCCUAUCAAUGCAACCACACUUCAAGGCAGUAUCAGCCCUGGUGGAAGGUUGACCUGGCAGGUGUCUACACAGUCAACCGGGUCAGCAUAUUAAACAGGGGGGACUGCUGUGGAGACCGACUGAGAAACGUACUGGUGCGAGUCGGUCCUAACCUGGACAUCUUCCAGAAUGACCAGUGCGGGGAGACUUACACAUCAACCACUCCAGUUAAUGGAGAGGUCAUCGUGGUUUACUGCAACCCACCGAUGUCCGGUCGUUACGUGUCCCUGGAGCUGUCUAGACGGACAGAUUACUUAAGUGUGUGCGAGGUAGAAGUCUAUGCUGCCACAGCACAAGCGGAACGUUCAACUGUUAUACCAUCUAUAUCUGCUUCAUCCACAACAACAGAAAUAGCAACCGCCUGUGAAAGAAAUGCUGUGCAACUGUCUUGUACGGGACGCAAGACCAUCAUGAUCGUGAACGCCAACUACGGUCGGACGGUCGGUCGGUCCCAUACCUGUUACUGUUGGACAUGUGACACCAACUGUCGAGCAAGGAACAGCCUGUUCAUAGUUAGGAGUCUCUGUCAGGGACUACAGGCGUGCAACGUGUUGGCAAGUGAGGCUAUCUUCGGUGAUCCCUGUUUCGGUACCCAGAAGUACUUGGAGGCAUCAUACCGCUGUAUUUCAGAAAGCAAUGUGGCCGUUGGUAAGUCAGCAACACAGAGUUCCACUCACCGGUAUGACCCUUUGUAUGAAGCCGGAAAGGCUGUGGACGGUGACAGGGGAACCAAUGGCGCAGAGGGCUCCUAUCAAUGCACCCACACUUCAAGGCAGUAUCAGCCCUGGUGGAAGGUUGACCUGGCAGGUGUCUACACAGUCAACCGGGUCAGCAUAUUAAACAAGGGGGACUGCUGUGGAGAGCGACUGAGAAACGUAUUGGUGCGGGUCGGACCAAACCAGGACAUCACCCAGAAUGACCAGUGCGGGGAGACUUACCCAACCACUCCGGUCAAUGGAGAGGUCAUCGUGGUUUACUGCAACCCACCAAUGUCCGGUCGUUAUGUGUCCAUAGAGCUGUCUGGACGCACAGAUUACUUAAGUGUGUGCGAGGUAGAGGUCUUUGCUGAGCCAGGUUAAGAUGAAGGAAGAGUUUGGGUUUACAAGUAAUGCACAACCUUGAUAAAGGUGGUUUCACACGUGCGUAUAUUUUCAAGUGCGUAUAAGGUCCGUAUGAAAGUUUUAGCCUGUACCAGGCUCCACAGGUCACUGGAAAAAUAGUCGAAAUAGAGAAACAUAGUCACAAUUAACAUGCCAGAGGAGUUAGCUGGCCGAGGAGUGUGGUUUGCAACCAGCUAAGUCCAGUAGCAUAUUAUCUGGCUAUAUUUGUCCAAUCUGUAUUCUAAUUCUGGCGAUCUGUUGAGCCUGGUGGAGGCUAAAAUCUUCAUACGGACCUCAAACUGAAUAUUAUACGCAUGUGUGAACGCACGUGUGAACCCGGCUUAACACCUUGUAUGGCACCCAUUCUACUCGAUGCCGAUUGCGCUGUGAAUAACUCAUUGCGAUCUAAAUCGCCUUUUUUGUGAAGGUAAUUCCACUCCUGUCUAUAUGUUCAAGUCCGUAUGAGGUCCAUAAGGAAGGCUUAGCUUCUUCCAGGCUCCACGUGUCGCUCAAAAAAAAAUUAAAAUUGGACAAGUAUAACAAUGGCAGCGGGGUUACCUGGUCGCAAACCAUACUCCUCGGACAACUAACUCUCCUGUUAUGUGUCUAUAUUUGUGCAAUUUCUACUAUUUUUUCAAGCAAACUGUAGAGCCUGGUAGAGGCUUUGAAUUUUACACGGACCUCAUAUCGACUGCAAUAUAUACCCAUGUGUGAACUCCCCUUUUGGAUGCGAUUACACGACACAUGUACAAGUCCAUAUGAGGCCCGUAUGAAAUUAUUAGCCUCUACCAGGCUCCA
Branchiostoma floridae (Florida lancelet) is the source of this 3438-nucleotide messenger RNA. RefSeq lists its product as uncharacterized. The transcript is spliced from 9 exons. Gene Ontology annotation, molecular function: carbohydrate binding. The coding region runs from base 868 to 2619 and encodes 583 amino acids. NCBI's taxonomy places the organism in Eukaryota, Metazoa, Chordata, Leptocardii, Amphioxiformes, Branchiostomatidae. The record is from RefSeq and is a predicted model, not a curated record.